AUGUCGCGUACGAAGGUGGAUGCACGGGUGCAAGGCGUCUACUUCAUGCUCGGUUGUGCAGGCCUUCUGCCUUGGAACGCGUUGAUCACCGCGACGCCCUACUUUCUUGACCGCCUUGCAGGCUCGUCCCUCCAGCCGACGUUCGUCUCGUAUAUGUCAUGCAUAUUCACUGGCGUCAUGGUCAUUGCACUUGCAUAUGCCACGUUGACGUCGAAGCAGGCGACGGUAUCUCCUUCGCGUCGCAUUGUGAGCUCGACUGUCGUGCUGGCUGUCCUCAUCGCACUUCUCUUCAUGACGACUUUCGUCCGCUUUCCCCCUUCAAUCUUCUUCUCGCUCGUACUCUUAAUUGCAGUAGGCCAGGCAGUGGGCGCCUCCUAUCUUUCUGCCGCCAUCUCUGGGGAGGCAUCACUCUUUGGCGGCCCAUACAUGUCAGCACUUAUCUCUGGGCAGGCAGCAGUUGCUGUCGCUGUCAGUGCUCUCCAGCUCGUAAGCUCGGCGUUGUCAGUCUGGCGGAACCCGUCGAAGAGUGACCAAGCGUCGAUAACGCUCGAGAAUGAGGCAUUAGAUACGGCAGCGGAGAGCGCUGCCCGAGUAUUCUUCGGUAUUUCAGCAUUAUUCUUAAUUGCGACUGUCAUUUCGUAUUGGCGGAUGAGGCAGCUCCCACUCUACAAGUCAACCGUUGCCCCACAACAACAGCAUAGGAGGGGAACUAGCGAAGAAGAUGAAGAACUCCAACGCCUCGUGGCUUCCGAACAUAGUCUCAAGCCCUCGUAUGGGCUGGAGGAAAUGAAGCGUGUGUUCAAGGCGAAUUUGCCGUACGAAUUCGCCUCGUUGUAUGGUUUCAGCAUCACCCUUGCCGUUUUCCCUGCCAUCACCGUCCAAAUACAGAGCACAAAUCCGUCCACUCACCCUCUGUUGUUCGUGGCCACACACUUUCUAGUCUUCAACAUUGGCGAUCUUUUGGGUCGCUACUCCUGCUCUAUUCCGCAACUUGUCAUUUGGUCGGCGCGGCGAAUACUUACCAUUUCCCUCCUACGGACUCUCUUCAUACCGGUCUUUCUAGCGUGCAACGUGCAAGGUUUGAGCUCUGGUUCUGCGACUGGUCCUCUUAUUUCAUCCGACCUUGUGUACAUGAUCAUCCUCCUUUUCUUGGGAAUCUCCAACGGCUACAUCUCUAGUAGCAGCAUGAUUGGAUGCGCGUCACUGGAGCACAACCCAAGGCUAAAGGGUCGCCGAGAAGAUGUUGAUGUGGCCGCCACAUUGAACAACUUCAGCAUAAUCACAGGGCUUGCUGUCGGAAGCGCAGCUAGCUUUGCUGUACGUGCAAUGCUGUGCGAUUGCAACCCCUUCAAAGGAUAG
Molecule: messenger RNA, 1359 nt
Organism: Coniophora puteana RWD-64-598 SS2
Lineage: Eukaryota; Fungi; Basidiomycota; Agaricomycetes; Boletales; Coniophoraceae
Exons: 4
Coding region: 1-1359 (452 amino acids)
Biological process (GO): nucleoside transmembrane transport
Cellular component (GO): plasma membrane; fungal-type vacuole membrane
Molecular function (GO): nucleobase transmembrane transporter activity; nicotinamide riboside transmembrane transporter activity
Source: RefSeq, a predicted model, not a curated record